This is a messenger RNA of Dimorphilus gyrociliatus, 1325 nucleotides long. The record is from the annotation of a GenBank genome assembly. Lineage: Eukaryota; Metazoa; Annelida; Polychaeta; Dinophilidae.
AGAUAACUUUUUUCCACUUUGAAAUAAUACCAAUUUUUUCACCUCUUUAGUCAUUCGCCUAUUCUAGAAACAUGUGUGAGAAUUUCGACAUGUUCGACAUGAAAGAUAUUAGUUACGAAGUUUAUAAGGUUGGUUCAAAUAUUAUGGAAGUUGACCUAGAAGAACUGAGGUUGAAGGUAUUCGAAGCCAACCAUCCUGUAAUAGAAAUACCAUUAAUUUUUCAAAAUUUUCCUGCUAUAGAUAAACCUCUAAAUCCUUUUCUAAACGUUCACGAUCACAUUAUGAUUAAAACAUGUUUAGAACCAAUUUUCCUCAAUAUAUUAUCCAAUUCGAAAUUUAGAGAAAAGAGAUUUUACAAUACACUUAAAGAACUGUACGAAAAUGAUAAUUCACUUAAUAAAUAUGUUACAAGGAGGAAAUUAGGAAGAUUUUGUACAGCUCAAGAAUAUUUCAUAAAAUAUAGAAUACUUAUGGCAAAAAAAUACUUUGAGGAAUCAUUUUUCGGUUGCGGAAAUUCUAAAAAUGUAUUUUUAGAAUACUUAACGGAAGAAAUAAAGAAUGAUAAGAAUUGGGAUAAAGUUGAAGAGAUACUAAUUCCAAUUGUUAAUCCAUAUACAACUUUGACAAAAUCCGUCAGAUUAAAUGGUAUUAACGCUAAACAAUAUUUCGCUAUUCAAUACCGAAUAAUGCAUAUUAUCACAAGACUUAUUGAAGAUUCUAAUCAACCAUUAGAAGAUAUUAUAAAUAUAGGAUUUUUUGAUAUUAAGUAUAAAGUUUGUUUCAAUACAACUGAAAUAGUUACAUCUAUUAUCGGUCAAUCUGAAAUAAAUCCAUUGGCAACCUAUAAUACUGUAUAUUUAGGUUCAUAUAACGAAAUUUCAAAGGCAUUUCAAACUACAGGAUAUCAUAAUAAUUACGAAACUAACUUGAUAAUGGAAAUGAUUAUUUUCAGUGCAACUGGAAUUCCCAUCGAUCCUGAAGAUAUUUUAAUAUCAAGUUAUCCUUGCAAAUAUACAGAAACAUUAAAUGAAAUAUCUUUUAUAGUUUUGUUUGAACAAAUCUCGAUAUGGCUUACAAAUUCUGACUUAAGUAAUGACUUACGUUUGCCUAUAGCUCAUGCAAAAUGUAUUCUUCUAUUGGAAACUGGUUAUCUACAACUAGAAGAAGUCUUUAAAAAGAAUUCACUCUACGGUAUUUUCUCUAAAGGUGACAUCAGAAAUAGGAAUGAUAGUAUUAAACGUACAAUAAAGAGGAUAGAAGAGGUUUUCUCUAAUAAAAUGGGUCAUAUUACCGACGAAGCAGUACUUGAAAGAGUUUACGGAUAA